Bombyx mori (domestic silkworm) is the source of this 3667-nucleotide messenger RNA. RefSeq names its product ESF1 homolog. The record is from RefSeq and is a predicted model, not a curated record. Gene Ontology annotation, biological process: muscle structure development; actin cytoskeleton organization. Bases 1485 to 2633 code for a protein of 382 amino acids. NCBI's taxonomy places the organism in Eukaryota, Metazoa, Arthropoda, Insecta, Lepidoptera, Bombycidae. Gene Ontology annotation, cellular component: Z disc; adherens junction; filamentous actin. Gene Ontology annotation, molecular function: actin binding; muscle alpha-actinin binding. The transcript has 7 exons.
ACGGCGUCAAGGUUGCUAUGUAGGCCCCUGACAUUGCUGAAAUCCACAUUAAAUGUGGAAUGGGGAGCCGCCUGUAAAACCGUUUUCUUUUUUUUCGACUUCAUUAAGUUGUUAUAUUUCGGGAGAGUAGGAUUAGGAGAGGUAGGAUGUUAGAGGUGAGAUCGAGGCAACACCUGAAUGAAGCGCGGAACAUAGUACGUGCUCGACCACGGGUUGCGUGAGAGACUGACGCAGGGCAUGGAAGGGCCCCCAGUCCACUCUGCGUGCGAUCGCCGGGAUCCACUCCGGUCUCCGACUCCGGCACGACGACCGCACGGCAGAAUUUUACACCGGUUGGCGGGACAGCUUCCCGGGGCGGAGUUUAGUAGAGACACCCGGGUUCAGGUCCCCUACUGACCGGCGGGCGGCAGCGGAUACCGUUUCACUGGGUCUCCCUAUACCCCCGUCAAACAAUCACGCCCCGCGAGUUCGCACGCACGUCUGCUCCGCAAGUUCCAGGCGUAACCAAGACUCACCCCCAACAAGGAAGGGGAAAGGGAAGGGAUAGAACUGGCUCUCCAACCCACACGCCGGAACACAGCUAGGCUAUUUGGCGGCGGAUUCUAGUUGGAGGGUGGUCGCCAGCCAGUCGGACUAAGUCCUACCACCGGUUAUGUUUUCGGCUCCCGUUUAGCACCACCCAGGGGUCACUUGUAGGGAAUCGCGGGUUAAACCUACGGAAGCGGGAAGCACCAACCCAACCAAUGUCAGUUCGUUCUAGAUGGCAGAUGCUACAAAAGCUAACUCAAAGUUUUUGGCGUGUCUGGCAUUUGGAUUAUCUUCAUACAUUACAGCAACGCGCUAAAUGGUUUAAACAACACGGUAACGUUAAGCUGGGAGAUAUAGUUAUGAUCGUGGAUCAAAACCUUCCACCGUUGGAAUGGCGUAUCGGCAGAAUUAGCAUAAUUCAUCCCGGUUCUGAUGGCGUAGUACGGGUUGUCACUGUCCAAACAGCUCACGGUCUGCUGCGCCGACCAGUUACAAAGUUGUGUCCUUUGCCAAUUCACGAAAACUUGUAACCUUUAUAAUUUACUUUAUACUAUUAUCUAAUUUAAUAUAAUAGUUUAUUUAUUCACAUAAUUAUUAUUUUUAUCUUAAUUAUUACUUUAUUCUUAGCAUAUUAUUAUCUCUAAUUCACUAGGUACCUUAGUUACCACAGCUUAUUAUCUUAUUAAAAUCUUUUGAAAUCCUCCAAUGAUUUCAAGUGGGGGGAAAUGUUGGGACUUCCUUUUCCUUAUUCCUUCCUCAAUCCCCUAUCCACGCCAUCUGUUGACACUACAAGAAAAACUACGCGCGUAUGAAAAUGGCGCGAAGUGUGUAAAAAAAAAAACUAAAAACAUGGUGCCGGUGCAAAAACAAUAAAAUUGUGAUUUGUUGAUCAAUCAGCACAUAUAACUCUCGCCAGUGAGAAAAAUUGAAUAGUGCAUCAACGAAAUACAGAGGUAAUGCCACCAGACAUGGCGGUGUCCAUGCGGCAUACGAAACUGAAGGCCGAGGAGGCGGCUCUCAUUGCUGGAGAACUGACCAAGCCCUCAUGGGAGUCCAGAAAUGAGGGUAUUCACGAGAGAGUCAGCUUUGAAGAUACCAUUUGGGGUUUUGAUUUGGCUGGAGGGAUAUAUUACAGAACACCGCUUAGAGUUACUUUUGUGAAGCCAGACAGCCGAGCAGAAAAGGCUGGCAUCAAGCCGGGAGACAGGCUGCUCCGCAUCAACGACAUAGACACCUCGACCCUCACGAUCCAGCAGGCGCACGAUCUCAUUGUCGAAUCAGGAAUUCACCUUAAGCUAGCUGUGACCUCGCCAGAUGAUUUAGAAGAUGCCUACUACUACUACGAGGAUCCUAUUGUGGAAGAUUACGAUAGCGAAGAAGAAAGGCUCAGAGAAGAAGAGAAGGCAAGGAAGAGACAGGUGCACGCUAGAGUUAGUUCAUACUGGAGUCUUCAGUGGCCCUGGGUCAGCAAGCGAAAGAUCAUCUACCGAGAAUCGAACUGCUAUUUGGUGCCCAGCAAAUAUGAGGAGAAACAUAGAGACAAAUUUCCACCUCAACCGAUGCAAAGAUUCCAAGAUGAUAUAGUCCUUCACAGCGCAAAAGACACGUCCAAAAACAGAGUCCGUGGUGAGAAGCUAAUGGAAGAAAAAAAUCAGCUUUCAACUGAACCAAACACAAAGCUCACUAACGGUGUUACUAAUGGUCAUGAAGAAGAAGAAGAAGAAGACAAUAAUACUGCAAUAAAUGAGGAUGAUAGCCAAGAAGAUUUAUCACUUAAGAGCUCAGGUUCUGAUACUAUUCAAAAUGAUGAAGUCAUUAAUGAUAAUGUUGUCAAUAAAGAUGAAAAUGAACCGAUUUCCCAAGAAUCAGAAACAAGUGAUAAGCCUAACGAUAAAGAAGAAGAAGAAGAAGAAAAAGUUAACGCAGAAGAAACUGAUGCAAUGGAUGUCUUAGAAGAAUCCAGUAACGGUUUUCAAGAUUUAUCUCAAGAGAUGAUUAAAGAUAAUGAUUUACUUAAAGCAGAAGAUGACAAUAACAUUAUCGAUAGUAUAUUAAGUGAUAACGGCCAGAACAUGGAGAAUUUGGAAGCCAUGAAUGAAAGAUAAAUUUAAGAGCUACAAAAUAACUUAAACAACACUAAUAAAAAUAUUCCAAAAAUACUUCCUAAUUAGUACUUAGGAAAUAGUAAGGAACGUAAUCGAUGGUCUCCAAUAAUAUAAGCAAUAUCUGGGGUCAAACUCAACAUACUUUAUAUCAACAUCGUAUAUCAAUAUCGUUCUUCUGAUGUAGCAAAAAGUUCAUUUUAGAGUUAUGACGUUGGUCAGAGAAAUUAAUACCUACAAACAUUUUGUACUAUAUUCUAAAGAAGCAUGUGCUUAUUGGUAAAAGUAUUAAAUUCUAUGUGAAGAAUAGUGAUAUGAUGUAACUGCUAAGCAAUAUUGUUUUGUACUCGCUUUGUUUUUCACUCUGUUCAGAUUUGUCAAGUAGACACGAUAGAAAUAUCUUAGUGGUUAAACUCUGCAAGUAGGUAUUUAUUUUUCCUAUUAUAUUUAAAACGAACGCGAAAUUCAAUCACAAAAGUGUUUAACUACUUUUUCACAAAAACGUAUAACGAUACUUAGAUAAAUUAUUAUUCCGUCCAUUUUUUUACGUGGCACAUCAAUUACUUAGGCAAUUUUAAUCAUCUGCAUUGAUCGUAAUUAAAAUCACUGCAAUCCGACGUAGUGAAUAAAACAGUAUACAUUAUUGUUUGUAUCCUAUUCACCGGAAUUAAUUAGACGCGUCGAAUAACAUCUUAUUUGUAAAAAAACGGUGAUUAGUUAUGAAACUAUCAGAGGAAAAUGAGCAUUUCUCUUUGCCUUUGCCAGUCUUGCAAAAACGACCAGAUCUGAAUUGUAUAUUUUUUUCAUAAUAAUACAUUAUUACAAUCAUUCCAUUAUCUGUGUGACGACGUUUAUUUCCUUAAAAGUCUCGAGAUAGCAUUGAUUUAACAAAACACAAUCAGUAUAGAAUCAGUCAGAGAAUCGCGCCCAAGCAAUUAAAUAUGUCUGUAGUCUUGGACACACCAUUUUGUUCAGUAAGUCAAAUGAAAUAUUACAGGAAUUAAAUGGUCCAUAAUAAAUGAAAUAUACAAUUUGAA